Molecule: messenger RNA, 2772 nt
Organism: Trametes versicolor FP-101664 SS1
Lineage: Eukaryota; Fungi; Basidiomycota; Agaricomycetes; Polyporales; Polyporaceae
Product: Ap3d1 protein
Exons: 11
Coding region: 1-2772 (923 amino acids)
Biological process (GO): Golgi to vacuole transport; protein targeting to vacuole
Cellular component (GO): endosome membrane; membrane coat; AP-3 adaptor complex
Source: RefSeq, a predicted model, not a curated record
AUGUGGGAACGCACGCUCCAGGACCUCAUUCGCGGCCUGCGCGCCAACAAGAAGGAUGAGAGCAAGUUCAUCGCCCAGGCCGUGGACGAGAUCCGCAACGAGAUCAAGAGCAAGGACAUGGAGAUCAAGGCCGCCGCCGUGCUCAAGCUCACAUACUUGCACAUGUUGGGGUACGACAUGUCCUGGGCAUCGUUCCAUGUCGUGGAGGUCAUGUCGGUUCCGCGGAUACACCUCAAGACGAUCGGGUACCUCGCCGCGGUGCUGUCGUUCCAGCAGGACACGGAUGUGCUCAUGCUUACUACCAAUCUCCUUAAGAAGGACCUCGGUUCAAGGCCCGAGGACGUCGCUGUCGCGCUUAACGGCCUAUCACAGAUAGUAACACCAGAGCUGGCGCGGGACCUUGCGCCAGAGCUCAUUGCGAUGCUCAACCAUUCGCGGCCGCACAUACGGAAGCGCGCAGUACUCGCGCUCUACAAGGCUAUCAUCCGAUACCCGGAAGUCCUUCCGCAAUGUAUGACCCGACUACGAGAGAAGCUAGACGACUCAGAUGAUGGCGUAGUGGCAGCGACGGUCAAUGUCCUGUGCGAACUGGUACACCAGAAUCCAAGGGAUUACCUACCAUUGGCGCCUCAGCUGUUCCACCUAUUGACAACCUCCUCGAACAAUUGGAUGCUGAUCAAAAUUAUCAAACUUUUCGGGACUCUGACCCCACACGAGCCUCGACUGGUGAAGAAGCUACAGCCUCCCAUCACAGACCUCAUCUCGACCACUUCAGCAAUAUCCUUGCUGUACGAGUGCGUUCGGACAUGUAUAAUCGGGGGCAUGCUCCAGGGCUACGGCGGAAGCCAGCUUGCCAGGACGUGCGUUACCAAACUAGCGGGCUUCUUGCAAGACCGAGACCAAAACUUGAAGUACAUCGCGCUGCUGGCAUUGGUCAAGAUCGUGCCCACGCACCCAGAACUUGUAGCGGAGUACCAAGACAUGAUUCUUGCCAGCGUCAACGACGAAGACAUCAGCAUCCGCAUGCGCGCGCUCGACCUUGUGUCGGCCAUGGUUAGCCGACACAACCUUCAGCCAAUCAUCCAACACCUACUCUCUCACCUCGUCAAGAGCGAGCCCUCCGCCCUGCCUUCGGCGUCCGAAGCGCUUUCACAGUUUGCAGGUUCUACACAGGCCCCGCCCGUCAAGCCCGGCGUAUCACCCGCGCAGUCUCCGGCAUACAGGCUGACGCUUGCCCAGCGCAUCCUGGCGCUCGGUGCCCAGGACGUGUACGACAACGUCACAGACUUCGAAUGGUAUAUUUCCGUCCUCGUUGACCUGGCAUACGUUGGGCGCGUGAAUGUGGGCGCCGAAAUCCGGGAGCAGCUCGUCGACAUCGCGGGGCGUGUGCGUGGCGCGCAGCGCUACGCCGUGCAAUUCAUGCUCAAGCUUCUAACGGAUGAUGCGUUCCUGCACAACGCGCCCGAAGAUGGUGGCUGCCCCGAGGUGCUGUGGGCGGCUGCGUGGAUAUGCGGCGAGUACUGCAGUGAGCUCGCCGAGCCACAGAAGCUCCUGUCGCACCUACUCCAACCGGGCAUCAACACGCUCCCGCCGGAUGUCGUCGCCGUGUACGUGCAGGCGGCACUGAAGGUCUUCGGGUCCUGGGCAGCUGAGCUCGCCGAGCGCUGGGACGAUGACGAUUUGCCCCGUGUCCAGGGCGUCGUCGGCGACAUCCUCGAGCGCCUCCAGAGCUUCGCGGCCCAUCCGGACAUCGAAGUACAAGAGCGGGCGGCUGAGGCGCUCCAGCUCUUCGCAUUCAUACGUGCGGACCUCGCUUCACACAAACCCAAGCCGCGCGCGGAUGCGCUGUACGGUGACGCCGGCGGGAGCGGCUUCGGAGAGUCUGAGUCUGCUGAGCCGCGCUUCCCGAAGAGCCUCUACCUCCUCAAGCCGCUAUUUAGCGCACACCCUCUCAACGCUGUCGCACAGGGUGCACAAGCAGUCCUUCCCGUGCCUGACGGGCUUGACCUCGACGUCUGGAUUGUGCCCUGGCAGGAAGAGACCGGCCCCGUGGCCGACUUGGGCGAAGACACCGAGGGCAAGAAGGUGAAGAAGGGCAAGAAGAAGGACAGGGAUGCCGGGAAGACGAAGCGUAAAGGAAAGGCGAAGGCCAUCCUCGACGGUAACGGCGACUACGACGAGGACGGGGCGCGCAGCGCGUCUCCGACGCCCGUAGCCGAGACCGCGGAGGAACGAGCAGAACGGGAGCGGGUGAGCGAUCUCAUCCCCAGGAAGGCGGAGCGGCUAGAGCGCCUGCGGGACGACCCGUACUACCUCAUGGACGACCGGCCUUCAUCGACCCGCGCGGCGAGUAUGAACGCCGCAGACGUAGACGCCAUCCCGGUGGUCAGACUCGACGACCUGCCGCCGCUGUCCGCACAAGCGGCGACACCGCGCUUCCCUGGGUUGCGCAGCUCACCGACCCCGGCAGCGCAGACCUUCGUCAUCGACAAGACUGGGGAGAUGCCUGAGGGCGCCGUGGCGCCCCCGCGGUCCGCGGCGGGUACACCCAAACCCGCGUUGCUUGGGAACGGCCAUGGGGCGGCUGGCGCAGCUGCGCCGCCACCAUCGCGCUUCGCGCCGUAUGACCUCGACGUCGACGAGCCGCGCCCGGGGACGCCGCAGCCUAUCAAGGUCACGCGGGCGAAGAAGAAGGCGUCGGGCGGGGGCAAGAAGGAAAAGAAACGGACACCUAAGACGGAUGGCACUAGCACGCCCGCAGCGGCGCCGUGA